AUGACUUCCAUUCGGCGGAUGUCCCCAACGGACCUCUUCUCCCUCAACCUCACCAACCUCGACCCACUGACCGAGAACUACGAUCUGGGCUUCUACCUGAACUAUCUCAUGCGAUGGCCGUCGCUCUUUAGCAGCGUGAAGGACCGCAGGGAAGGAAUUGCCGGAUACAUAAUGGGCAAACUCGAAGAGCAACACCCCUCCCUCAAAGCCUCAGAGCAUUACACUCCCUGGCAUGGACACAUCACUGUCCUAACUGUUGCGCCGGCAUGGCGGAGACUUGGGCACGCGCGUCGACUCACCGAGCGUCUGGAGCGGGGUUCCGAUAUCAACAAUGCCUGGUUUGUGGAUUUGUACUCCGUGUUCCGGCGCGUGGUCAAUUAUUAUAGCGACGAUCCAACAGGUAUGUCGGAAAAGGGCGAGGAUGCGUUCGAUAUGCGCAAGCCGUGUAGUCGGGAUAAGAAACUAGAGCAUAUUCGAGAGAACGGGGAGAAUUUCCCGGUCAGUCCGGAGCAUGUAUCUUAA
Molecule: messenger RNA, 522 nt
Organism: Aspergillus nidulans FGSC A4
Lineage: Eukaryota; Fungi; Ascomycota; Eurotiomycetes; Eurotiales; Aspergillaceae
Product: peptide alpha-N-acetyltransferase complex B subunit NAT3
Exons: 3
Coding region: 1-522 (173 amino acids)
Molecular function (GO): transferase activity; acyltransferase activity, transferring groups other than amino-acyl groups; acetyltransferase activity
Source: RefSeq, a predicted model, not a curated record